Molecule: messenger RNA, 1860 nt
Organism: Aspergillus oryzae RIB40
Lineage: Eukaryota; Fungi; Ascomycota; Eurotiomycetes; Eurotiales; Aspergillaceae
Product: WD repeat protein
Exons: 4
Coding region: 1-1860 (619 amino acids)
Cellular component (GO): nucleus
Molecular function (GO): protein binding
Source: RefSeq, a predicted model, not a curated record
AUGUCGAACCCAUCGCAAUCCUUCGAGCCCAAUCGACGAGCGACAACUUAUGGCCGGCCUGAGGAGCUGCACAUUCCGUCUGGGGGUAUGGGAGCUGCGAAUCUACAGCGACAGUCCAUGUCCCAUGAAUUCCCUGCCACCGCCGAUAACCACGUUCCGUCUAUCAAUGUCCACCCCACGAACUCUCAGCCCAACCAAUAUGGCGCCGGCGGCAAUAACACGGCUCUUCCAGGCGCGCUUCAGCCAGGAAACGCCAACCGCCCCCCAGCAGUAUCUAUAAACACCGCUCCGUCUGGCAUUCCUACCCUUUCCCAGAUGUCUACACAGUUACAGCAACAACCGCAGCCGCAGCCGCAACACCAGCAACCACCACCACAGCAGCCGCAGCCUCCGACAACGCCCCGCUCCAACAUGAGCAACGCUCAUGGACACUCGAGAUCUAGCCCGGCAAAUGCUAGGUAUGGGUCAUCACCUGGUGCUGGGUUCCCGCCUCAUACUCCACAAGGCGCGAAAUACUCUCCUUUGGGACUGGCCGACAUCCGGCCGACAGGCGAUCUUCUGGGUGACCCUAUCACCAGCCCCGGGUCGUUACCCUUCAAUGGAGACAAUCAAGUGCCGUCAAAUAGCAAUUAUAUUGCACCUUGGCCGAUAUAUGCAGUAGAUUGGUGUAAAUGGCCAAUUCCUGGGAACUCGGGCUCCUUUGGGGGCAAGAUUGCGCUUGGAAGUUAUUUAGAAGAUAACCACAAUUAUAUACAAAUCAUUGAUACCCACUGGACUAAACCAGACCCAGAUACACCGGAUGCAGCAACUGGCGAGAUUAAGCUGGAAUAUGUCAAAACGGCAGAGGCCACACAUUCGUACCCCGUCACGCGAAUACUGUGGGAACCUCCAUCAUCUCAAAAGCAGUCUACUGAUCUCCUGGCGACAUCGGGGGAUCAUUUGCGGCUAUGGUCCCUGCCUGCGAAUCAGCCGGUGCAGAGCUCAAACUCGAUUACAAGAUCGGCGACCCAAAGGGAUACGCCUUCCGCUAAACUUUCUCCGUUGGCGUUACUCUCGAACUCAAAAUCUCCCGAGCAUACUGCCCCCAUCACCUCGCUCGACUGGAACACGAUAUCUCCAAGCUUGAUUAUCACGUCCAGCAUCGACACGACUUGCACCAUUUGGGAUAUCCCUACACUCACCGCCAAGACGCAACUGAUUGCACACGAUAAGGAAGUGUAUGACGUUCGAUUCUGCGCAAACAGCGUCGAUGUUUUUGUCAGUUGCGGUGCCGAUGGUAGUGUGCGCAUGUUUGAUCUCCGCAGUCUGGAGCACAGUACUAUCAUCUACGAACCGACGGAAAAGAGUGAUAAGCGGGUUUCGUCCACAGUAGUCAGUCCCGGAAAUGGCAGCCCCUCGGCCCCGGCAUCCAUAUGGCCUCCGCCGCUUCUCCGAAUCGCAGCAUCACCUCAUGACGCCCACCUUUUAGCCACGUUUUCUCAGGACUCCAAUAUUGUCCGUGUCCUAGAUGUUCGUCAACCCGGCCAGGCCCUGUUAGAACUCAAGGGCCAUGGCUCCUCCAUCAACUGCGUGGAAUGGUCCCCGAACCGCCGUGGCCUGCUCGCCUCCGGCGCAGACGACUGCUGCGUUCUUCUGUGGGACCUCAUGAACCAGCACAACGCCGCGUCUGUCCCGCCCCCGGUGCACACUCCCGGUGCGCCCUCGGCCACCCAGGAACGUGGUCCUGCUGCCGCGUGGCAGUGUGAUUACGAAGUCUCCAACAUCAGCUGGUCACCGCAAGGCGGGACAACCGGCGCAGGGCAUCCGCGGGAUUGGUUAGGAGUGUGCGGUGGACGGGGAGUUUGGGGUGUUGCACUAUGA